Scaptodrosophila lebanonensis is the source of this 4634-nucleotide messenger RNA. It is a transcript of the gene RtGEF, whose product is annotated as rho guanine nucleotide exchange factor 7. The record is from RefSeq and is a predicted model, not a curated record. NCBI's taxonomy places the organism in Eukaryota, Metazoa, Arthropoda, Insecta, Diptera, Drosophilidae. The coding region runs from base 390 to 4634 and encodes 1414 amino acids. The transcript is spliced from 8 exons. Gene Ontology annotation, molecular function: protein binding; guanyl-nucleotide exchange factor activity.
CAGCGAAAAACAGAGUACAAAACGGCAGUUUCUAUGUUAAAUUUAGUGAAGUCGCGUGUUUUGUUAAUACUUCUAUGUGUGUGCGAGCGAAUAUAACCGAAAAAUAUACGAUUGCGUAUUGCUAGCAUGCAGCCUCGCUAUAUAUAAGCAAGGUAGAGCAGCAGCAGCAGCGGUCGGUCGAAGCGGGAGCGCCACAUUACUCAUCCGUCUAUUUCUGCGAGCCAAAACGACAACGAACGACCAGCAAGCAGUAGGCAGAGGCGCAACAAAUGUUUGCUAAACCGCGACGCCGCGGUGGCCAGAGUUGAAGUUGAAGCAAAUCGAACGCAAUUGUGAAAGGCCGUGAGUUGUGGAACAGCUAGAGCAGCGGAUAAAAGGACAGCAGCGACAUGAUGGAGCAACCAUUGGUAGUGCAGGCUGAGUACUCCUUCAUGGGCAGCAACAACGACGAGUUGUGCUUCAAGAAGGGCGACCUCAUCACAGUGACACAGCGCGAGGAUGGCGGCUGGUGGGAGGGCACCCUCAACGAUAAGACUGGCUGGUUUCCCAGCAACUAUGUGAAUGAAUACAAGUCGCAGCUGCCGAUUGUGGAGACCAUCAGACCGCCGGAGGAGAUACAGGAAUAUCGUUCGGUGGUGCUCAAGGACUUGCUGGAUUCGGAGCGUGCGCAUGUCGCUGAACUGCAGGGCCUGCUGGAAAACUUUCUGGAGCCUAUGCAACAGACACAAAUACUCAGUCAGGAUGAGUACGCGCAGCUGAUGUGCAACUUUGUGGAAAUUGUGAAGACACAUGAGGAGCUGCUGCAACAAAUCGAGGACUGCAACGAUCGCGUAGGCAAGCUCUUUUUGACAAGCGCGCCGCUUAUGAAGAAGGUCCAUCAGGCAUAUUGUGCGGCACAUCCGAAGGCCAUAGUCAUAUUGGAUAAGUAUAAAGAUGAGCUGGAGAAGUAUAUGGAACGACAGGGUGCUGCCACGCCGGGGCUGCUUGUCCUAACCACAGGCCUUUCUAAGCCCUUUCGCCGUUUGGACAAAUAUUCGGCGAUGCUGCAAGAACUGGAAAGGCACAUGGAGAGUAGUCAUCCAGAUCGUGGCGAUACACAACGCAGCGUGGCAGUCUAUAAGGAUAUAGCAGCCACUUGUUCGGCUACGCGACGUCAGAAAGAGCUCGAGUUGCAAGUGCUUACUGGGCCAGUUCGUGGUUGGCAGGGCCAAGAGCUUAGCACGCUCGGAGACAUCAUUCACAUGGGCAGCGUAGCUGUGGGUCCGGAUCAUCGUGAUCGUUACUUUGUGUUGUUUCCACAAACGUUGCUAAUACUGAGUGUUAGUCAGCGCAUGAGUGCCUUUAUAUACGAGGGUAAGCUGCCGCUUACGGGCAUAAUAGUGAGUCGUCUGGAGGAUACGGAUGCACUAAAGAAUGCCUUUGAGAUCAGCAGUCCACUGAUCGAGCGCAUUGUCGCCGUUUGUCAGGGGCCCAAUGAGGCCAACAAAUGGGUGGAGUUACUUACAGCCAACAAUCCCAGUCUGCCGAUGGGCAUCAAGCGUCAACUGAGCAACCUAAGCAACUCCUCGCUGGGCGGUGUCAAUCAACUGAAUGCGGCGCAUCUAAAUCAGCAUUUGGACUCGCGCGGCUAUUGCACGCGCUUCUCGCUCUGCGCCUAUUAUGCCACACCCGAAACAAACUCCAAUUCCACCACCAUGAGGAACUACCGCAUAACACUGCCGCCUAGCAAUUACCCACCAACAGCGCCCUACGCCAACCUCAGUGCACAUUUUGCUCGACUUGUGAAGGCCGGCAAGUUGCGGGGAGCGAUUGUGAAGAUGCUGCUCUAUCCGCAGGCACGUCAGAGCAUUGAUCUCAAGCGGAUUGCGUUACGCAAGAAGCGCUGCCACAAGGCUUCCAAAGCUCUUAAGGAUCUCAAUGCCAAUGCGGACUCCGCACAAUCGGAGCUGGAGCGCCAGGAUGCCUUUGAAUUUCCCACUGACUCAGAAAGUAUAGAGGAUGACUUCGACGAUGACGAAGAUAUAGAUGUGGAGGCCUGCGGUUCCUGUGAUUCCGAUCCCUUAGAGUACAUUAAAUUCUAUCAAAACAAACACGAUUCCAUUUACAACUCAACGGGCACUUUUGUGGAUCAUGGCCCGGCCCAAAGACAUUGCUCUUCAAUCAAUUUAAUCAAACUCGAUUCAGAAAGCUUGGAUGCGGAUGCAGUGCAGGCACAAAAUGAGCUCAAGAAAGAGUCCUUGGUUAUUGGUUCGACGGCUUUACGCGCGCUAGCCCGUAGAUCCACACAACGCAACUCCAGUGUGCACACCUCGACGGCAACAUUAGAAAUUGGAGGGGCGAGCAUAACCAAUUGCAUGGAAGAGGAGCAGGAGGAGGAUUUGGAGUGUGAAUCUUUGUUAGGCAGCAGCAGUGAGUCCACAAAGCCUGUGUUAUCGCUACAGCAACAAAGCUCUGAUGCUUCCUCGGCUUACGGCGCGCGUCUGGGAGGCGCUUUCACGGCUUGUGAAAAUUUAGCCAACAUGCCCGAUGAUCUCAGCUUAAAGCGCGAUACAAAAGAGGAAGCAGUCGCGCCAUUAGAUUCACCCACGGAACGUCAUAGUAUGCCAUGCAUAUUUGUGGGAAAUCGCUUUAAUCGUUGUGAGAAUACCGAGGUCUAUGUGCCCAACUGGCGUGAACGCAAGGUCACGCAAAAUCAGAGUGUGGACAUGCAGUUGGAUGGGGAGCAAAAAGACGGACAAGCACAGAACAACCAGGAGGAAGGGAUGCACUCAAGUACCAUGGAUUUACCAGCAGCCUGUCGUACAGCGCCCGACACACUGCAAGCCGAGCUGCUCUACAACUAUGAAGCGAACGUGCUGGAUCAGAAUCCAACCACAGCGCCUGUGCUGCGCCUGCAACGUGAGGUUUCCCCUUUCAAGAGGCAUGCACUGAACUCAGACAAGCGUGUCUCACAUAAAAGUGACAGUCCCAGCACGGGAAAUGUUAAGCACGACUCGAGAAACUCAAAAGUGCUCAGCAGCUCCACCACCGAACUUUGCAUAGAAGCCAGCUCGAGGAAGCGUGAGCCGCCUGCCGAACGCUCCCGUGAUUCCAUACGUCGUUGCAUUAGCUAUCAGUUUCUGCAGAUGUCCAACAGGCUACCCGAAGAAGACAUUCCAGCAUCGCAACCGCCGCCAGCAUCCUCGCAACAUAUGCCGCUGCGUCGUAAUCAGUUCCAUGGAGAUGAUCUAAGCACGCACCUCAAAUGUCGCUGCUGUGAGAACUCGCAGUGUCCCAGUCCCCGCUCCAGCGAUAGCGGCAUGGCUGGCAGCUGCACCAUAGCCUCGCCAGAUCCACCCAAUCCGGAGUGUUACUAUCCCGAGCCCAAUUUUCAGUUGACUGGCGGACAGCCUCUGGAGUCGCCUAGCCUAGAUGUGCCAGAUAAUGUGGAGAGGUUCGAUGUGUGUGGCAUGUUUCGUGAGAAGUUUCUGACGCCUGAAGCCACGCAGGAUUUGCCGCCGGAUGAUAGGAGCGAUGAGGAGCAGGAACCUGUCACGCCCACCAAUAGGAAGCCAACUACUACUGAAGCUGCAUCUACUGCCGUUGUCAGCUCUAAUGCACAAUUCCAAGUCAAUUCGAAAAACAUUUUCCUCAGCUCUGCCUCCGUUGACGAGACGGCCCGCUGUACGGAAUUAAGUGAGAACAACAACGAGUUACCUCUGAGCUCCAGCUCGGCAGAUCAGCUAGACACUGAGCCUAGAGCUGUGUUUCGCUCCGGCAUGUACGCACACUGGUGGAAAAAAGAGAAACUUCCGCCCGAAGUGGUGCGAGGCAUUGCCUAUGCGUACAACAAGAGUUUGCCGUCCAUGGGACGCACCAGCAGCAGCAAGGAUUCCAAUGGCUCGGUGUGUUCUAGUUGCUUUUGUGCCCUGGGCGCUAGCGGCUUCAGCGAGGGAGCCAUCUACUGUUCCAUCUGCCAGAAUUGCGUCGAUUUCUACAACAAUGUCUCGGCGGACACAGGCACCACCAAUACGGAUACGACCACGACCACCGCCUCAUCGAAUUGUCCUUUGUGCAGCGACAGCGAAGGCGCCAACGCACUGAUCUCCCAGACCUCGUACUCCUCAUCGCUUGACUGUCCGAUUUGUGCGGCGCGCAUAGCCAGCGCUAGCAACGUUGCCCUGGCAACUGAAGAAGGCAAGCGAAACGAAGUGAGACGCCAUGCACGCAGCCCUGAUGUCUCCGCCAUCGAGCCACAGUCUGUUGUUGGCGCCCGGCAGCCGCAGCAACACGCAAAUCCCGCCGCCAGUGCCACCAUCCGCCAGCAGCCAACAACAAGCGGCAGCGGCAGCGGCGAAUGCAGCUACCUCGAUGUCACAACACAAACGGAGCCUGUCGUUCAAUCAUCACCUCAGCUACAGUCAAUACACGCACACUCAGCCUCCACCACAUCUUCUGCAUCCACAACAACCACCAAGUCUACCAAGUCAUCUGGGGGCAACAAGCCACAAAUCAAGUUUAGUCCCGACACCAAGCAGCAAGACAGCAGCAACAGUGGCGGGAACGGCAGCAACGUCUAUGGAAAGCAAUCCGGCAGCAAUUCUGGGGGCAGCAAUGGGGGCGCCAAGCGCAAGGAAAGGAAGCACAAAGGGUAA